CAGAAUAACUGGUUCAGCAGGCAAGGAAGUUUGCACAGGAGAUACUGUAGUAACUUGUGAAACAGAUAUUGGAAGGAUAUACGUUGAAGAUCCAGAUGACUGGGAUCUACCUGACAAGAAAUUCUUCUGGAAUACACACGAACAUCAUAGAUUCAGAAUCAAUGAAGCCUCUGGAAUGAUUACAAUGAAGCGCAACACACCAGAUGGAAUAUAUGAUUUGGUAUUCAGAGUGCAAGACCACAAACAUAAACAAAACAAUGUGUCAGCUAUUGUUACCGUCACUGUAAAGCAUAUUUCCCAUGAUGCUAUUCUUAACUCUGGCUCAUUGAGAAUUUCUAAUUUGUCUGAUGAAGACUUCAUCAAAGAAUGGAACUAUAUGGUAAUUUUUAUGGAGGAAAGUAAGGCAGAACAACUUAAGACUGUUUUGUCAGAAGUUCUCAACACGAAACGAGAAAGUAUGGAUAUUUUCAGUGUUAAAGGACACAGAUCAUUUCCACCUGUUCUGGACGUUUUCUUUACUGUAAGAGAUAAGAGAUAUCACAGCAGUGAAAAAAUAAAUGGGCUCUUACAAGUAUAUAAAACAAAGAUAGAAAGGAAAACCAAACUUGAUCUGAUUAUGGCUGGAAUACACUACUGUUUUAUUGACAAAAUUAAUUGUCAAGAUCUGUGCUUUGACAGCUACAGAAUAGGCAGCCAUCCAGUCUUAGUUGAUGCCAAUACAACAUCACUUGCAGGAAUUUCAGUAGUUAUUACAGCAAAAUGUAAUUCAGCCCCACAAAAUUUUUCUGCGGCUAACACAUGUAAUGAAAAACAAUGUUAUAAUGGUGGCUACUGCAUAAAGGAAAAAAGCAGUGUAAGCUGUGCCUGUCCAAGUGGGUAUGAAGGACCCCGCUGCCAACAAACUGUGAGAAGCUUUCAAGGAAGCGGCUGGGCUUGGUUCCAAUCAAUCCAGCCGCAGGCUGAAAACCAUAUAAGUGUAGAAUUUUUAACCUAUAAAGAAGAUGGAUUGCUGUUCUACAAUGGUCCACUAUCUCCCGUCAUAAUAGAUGGGGUUACUAUAUCAGAUUAUAUUGCAUUGGAAUUAAAAAGUGGUGAACCUAGACUACUUUUUCAUUUAGGUCAUUAUACCACUGAGAUAUUUAUAAAAGUAAAGAAGAAGCUGAAUGAUGGAAUGUGGCAUCAGAUUGAUUUAUUUUGGGGUUCUGAGAAUGUUCAUCUCAUACUAGAUUAUUGCAAAUCAGCUGAUGUGGUGGAACUACAAGACAUGAAAACAUCAUUGUUUAAUGGAACAAGUUGUCUUGUAAAGGCCAAAACUUCUAAGUUCAGUGAGCGUUUGAAUUUAAACGGUCCUCUACAGAUUGGUGGCAUUUACUGGGAAGAAAUACCACCAGAAAUCUAUAAAUGGAAUGCAAGUCCAAAUGCAAUUGGUUUUGAAGGGUGUAUACGGAAUUUCUAUUCUAAUGGACAGAUUUUGGACUUGGCUGAUACAUUGUUGUCAGCUGGCACAGUAGCUGACUGCCUUCAAACAAAACUUGCAUGCAGCACAGUAAACUGCUCUGGGCAUGGAGUCUGUCAAGCUGACUUUACAGAGAGAGCACCAUGGUGUUUGUGUGAUGCUGGCUGGAGUGGGCCCUCAUGUUCUUCACCUACACAACCAGUCACAUUUCUACCUCAUAGCUACAUUAAGUUUGCACUAUCUUUUGAAAUUGGAUAUUUCACAACACUUAUGCAGUUAAGGUUCAGGACUGAGGAGAAAGACGGUGAGCUGUUUCGUCUUGCUGACCAGCAGUCACUUGAAUAUGCAGUGCUUGAGAUAAAUAAUGGAAACCUAUACUUUCGUUAUAACUUAAACAGAAUGAAUAUUGAAGAGAAGUACAUCUGCUUAUGUUACAUUUCUGUUGAUGAUGGAUACUGGCACACAGCAAAGGUUUCUCGAUAUGGCUCUUUAUCAAUAUUGGAACUAGAUGAUGGUGAAUUCUUGAGAAGAAAUCAGACAUCACUGUUUGAAGGUCAUCAGUGGUUGGUAAUUGACAAACAAGAAGGUGCUCAUGCUGGUGGGAAGGCAGAGCAUACUGGCAUAAAUACAUUAGAAAUAUAUGCUGAUUACAGAAAUGGUUGCUUGGAUGACAUACGGUUAGAUGGAAGACCUCUUCCACUGCCUCCAGUAGCCAAUGUUACACAAUGGGGACAGGCAACAGUGGCACUAAACUUGGAGUUUGGCUGUAGCUUUCCUUCAGACUGCAACUCCAUAAUCUGUACAGAACCAGUGAAAUGUAAUGACAAAUUGAGACAACAUAAAUGUAUGUGCAAUGAUGUUCAUGUUUUGGCUACAAAAAGUAAGAACUGCAUUGGAAAUAACUGUUUAAGUACACCUUGUACUAGUGCUGGAAAUUGUCUGCAUCACCAUUCAGAGUUUCACUAUGACUGCUUAUGCACUGAUGGAGUAACUGACAUAAACUGCAAAUUUAAUGGAGGCAAAAAGACUGGCAAUCUUAAUACUUGGGCUUUAACGGCCUUAUCAUCUGUAGUCAUCUUUAUAAUUGGUCUGGCUGUCCUGUUUCUUCUGUGUAAAUACUACUACAGAAGUCAUAGAAGGUCUCAAAUAAAAAUGGAUGCUCAAACAAGUACAAGUCAAUAUGCUGAUAAUAGAGAAAAUGAGGAGCACGGCAUCUCUUUUAAUAUGGAACAACUGAUGUCUCGUCCUCAUGAAAAUGAAGUUACAGUUUCACUGGAACUACAAACACUUGAUGAAAAGGAGCAAGCUGGUUCAGAUGAGACCAUACAGCAUUGAGAAUGAAAGAAGAAAGAACAGAGGAAGAGAGAAAUAAUUAUCAUCAGCAAGUACUUUCAUGACCCAAUAUACGUCACAACCAAUAUUCAAUCACACUGCUUCAGAAUUAUGUUUCAACAGUGAAACAAAGUAUCUUGUAUCAGCAGUAUUAUGAAUCUUCCAUGUCAACUGUAUCAGCAAGAUGCCUCCAUCAAAGCUUUACAUGUAGUGAUACAUAUAUUUUUACACAAAUGAAGUACGAAGUUUGUAUACGUCUUUUCUGUACUAUAUGGACCUCCAAUGAAUAACUUAUUUUUAUAGCAAUGUGCCUGCUACACACUGCAGCUGUUAAGUUAGUGUAGUUGGAUGACCAAUAUAUGACUGAAAAACAGUACAAAAAUUUAAAUCCAUAAUUUCCUAUAGACUGCAGUGUGAUG
This is a messenger RNA of Schistocerca nitens (vagrant locust), 3207 nucleotides long. Its product is annotated as neural-cadherin-like. The coding region runs from base 176 to 2791 and encodes 871 amino acids. NCBI's taxonomy places the organism in Eukaryota, Metazoa, Arthropoda, Insecta, Orthoptera, Acrididae. The record is from RefSeq and is a predicted model, not a curated record. The transcript has 15 exons.